CCAGGCCUUCCUGCACACCCCGCAGUUCUGAAAACCAGACAGACACGAUUGCGCGGCUUGGCACAGCCUGCUCUGGCUGUAGUCAUCCCUGAGCAACAUCUCCGUGUGCCGUAUGCUUGCGAAUUUGGAAGCUGGCCACUUCUGCCACCACCUCCACCAGUUCAUAUGGCAGACGAAGACCGAUGCAGCUCGCAGUCAGGUACAUUAUCAAGCAAGAUCAGUCUGUUGGACUAUUAUGCAAGCUCAGAUAGUGGUGCAUCACCUCAGGCCAUUUUUGUGUCUCCGGCUCCAUGUUUCCCAGAAACUGCUCGAGAUUCCGUCGGAUCAGAAGCCUCACGACGCACUUCGUUCGAGAGCAAUCUUCCAGACGAGCUGACGCCACCAGAGGAGGACGAUAAGCGCUUGUCUGCUGUUGCUGAAUCACCAAUUUCUCACAUACGAUAUCCAAGAAUCCCAAGGUCGAGCAAUCAAGCAGUUCCCAGGUCGCCAAUGUACUCCGGCUACCCUGCUACAGCCAGUAGCAAGACGGUCACUCCGGGAUGUCAGCAAAUGAGAAAUCAUAGGCCGUCACUGAGCAGCUCGACCUUGGCCGCGAAGCGCAGAGGCGAAACAGCUGCGAACGACCUCCAAAAGAGUAUAUACAUCUCCAACUCUGCUUACUGUUCUCGCCCGCGG
This is a messenger RNA of Sphaerulina musiva SO2202, 675 nucleotides long. RefSeq lists its product as uncharacterized. The transcript has a single exon. NCBI's taxonomy places the organism in Eukaryota, Fungi, Ascomycota, Dothideomycetes, Mycosphaerellales, Mycosphaerellaceae. The record is from RefSeq and is a predicted model, not a curated record. The annotation marks the transcript as partial.